GGUCAGUUUCAAAUUCAGUUGUAAUCUAUUAAUUUUCUUGAAUUUUAUAUUAUGUUUAUGAGACUCUCUCUCAUUGUUACCAUAGUUAUUGAUUGAUAUAAGGCUGAAAAUGAUCAUUAUUAUCAUCAUACAAAUGAGAGUCUCUUUCACAUAGCCUGAAACCUGAAUGAAAACCUGAAUACCAAGGUGGAUUUGGGUGAGUUCAUCAUCAUCAUCAACCUCCACCUCCCAUUCAUUUUUUACAUCAUGUUUUCUUUACCUGUGUGAGUGAGUUCCCAAUAUCUACCUCCUCCAACUCUCUCUUUUUUUUUCUCUCUCUCUCUCUCUCUCUCUCACUCCCUCUUCUUUAUUUCAUCAUCUUCUCUUUCUUUCCUUUCUUUUUCCACAAGACUGAUCAAACAAGAUGGCGAGAGUCUUUUUCUCUUUCCACUUUCCAAUCACAAAUUCAAACUAAACUCAAUUAACCAGGUUACUAUUGUCUGGUAACUUUACCUCUUCCUCUACUCAUCCACCCACCAAACUACCUGCCUCCAUUUACCUGUCACUCUUAACCUUACCUUGCUUCUUGUUUCCCAUCAUUGUAACUUUGAAGGUUUCCUUUCUCAUUGCAAUGGUAAUAUUAUCACUUAUUAUCACUUCUUGAUGCUGAUUCAAUUCAUUUUGUUACCUUGUUGUUUUUAUCGUUUCAAUUUCAUUGGAUUUUGUUGUCUGUUUGUUGUUUUGUUUGCUAUUGACGAGGAAAAGUUAAACAAUUGAAACUAAUUGAUUGAUUUUUUUGUUUUAUUCAUCCAUUUACCUGGGAUUUACUAAUCUCACUGUUUCAUCAUCUUAAUUAUCAUCAUCAAUAACAACCUUAUCAACAACUCUACCUUUGAAAAAACCAAUCAAUCUCAUAUCGGCUUUAUGAUCAAGUGCUAUAAAUAUCAACAAAUUACACAACAAUCAACACUAAUAUAACUUGAUCCUCAUCUUCAAUGUUAAUCAAAUGUGAUCUGUCUUAUGUUGAUUAACUGUUAAUUGAUUGUUAUGAGUUAAUAAUUAACCAAUAACUUUACACCUUUUUCUUGUGGUGUUAACCAACCAAAGUUAAUCUCAAUCAAUUUUGAUUGACGUAAUAAUAACAAUCAAAGUGAAAAUAAAACUUCCUGUUAUUACAAUUAAACUAAAUUGUGAAUAUAAAUUUGAUUAUGCAAGUCAUUUUUACCUCAAUUUUUUUUGAUGAUCAACAAAAUUACAACAAUUAAAUUCAUCAAAAAUCAUUCAUGCUGAUCAACAAAAUUGUAACAAUAAAUACCAAGUUCAGGUAAAUUGGUUGUAAUCUAAAUCAACUUAAUUGUGUCAACAUAUAUAUGAUGGUAAUUUAAUUGCUACUAGUAAUCAUCUUCAUUAUCAAAACAACAGCACAACCAAAGAUUUCAAGGUGACAACAAUUAGAGGGGAAAAAAGACUCGAAGCCAAUCAAUAAAUUACUUCCAAAUUAAGUUAUAACUUUUAUCGAUUCUCAAGUGACCCAAGUUAAUUUAGUGCCAAAAUGCCGAUCUACAAGCGACGAGAUACCGACGAUACUGAUGAUCCUCUCAUCUUGACUCAGAAAACAAAACGAUUCUCCCUUGGAUCAAAGAUCAAGGCCAUUAAAGCAGCUCGACGAGGAAAACGAGGCCAAAAAAUAGGCCAAUUUUACUAUGAACAGGAUAAUAUGAACAUUUCAACAUACGACUCGAAGUCACCUUUAUCUUUACACAAACGCUACGGUCACAACUUUAAUUGUACCGAGGAGCGGAUAUCAACUCGACAUGGUACCUUACUAGUUGCCCGUCAAGGUGCUAAACCAGGCCCACGAACACCGGUUAUCUUAACCUAUCACGAUUUAGGACUAAAUUAUAUCUCAAAUUAUGAAUCAUUUUUUUCUCUAAGUGAAAAUUGUUCACUUCUUGCAUCAUUUACAAUAUAUCACGUUAACGCCCCUGGUCAAGAGUCAACCAAACUUGACCCAACCUACAAGUUUCCCUCAAUGGACACACUUGCAAGCCAAUUGAAUGAUGUUCUUGACCAUUACCAGAUAAAGACUUUCAUUGGAUUGGGAACAGGAGUUGGUGCUAACAUAUUAACACGAUUUACACUCACUAAUCCUAAACCAGUUGAAGGAUUAAUUCUGGUUAACGCUAAUUGUUCACAAGCCUCUUGGCGAGAUUGGUUUUGGGCUAAGCGAAACAUUAAAUCAUUAGUAAACUCUUCAUCUGUCAACAACAAUUUACCAACACCACAAGCACCAAUUGAUUACGAUACAACGACACCCAUUUCAUCAAAUUAUCUUCCAAACAAUGUAACCGAUUAUCUUUUAUGGUAUCAUUUUGGUUCUAAUCUACGAUCUCGUAAUUCACCUUCAGCCGAUAUAAUUGACAUUUAUCGAUCUUAUUUUAAUGGUAUAACCGUUCACCCCACAAAUUUGGGUUUACUGCUUGAAUCCUAUUUUAAACGGAGUCCACUUCGUUUCUCUCGAAAUACAAAUUCAUUUUCAAACAAACGUGCUAAACUUUCAUGCCAAGUACUUUUGAUUACCGGAUCAGCAUCACCUCAUCUCGAAUCAACCAUUAUUAUGAAUUCAAGAUUAGAUCCAAAAACAACGACCUGGUUAAAGAUUGAUGAAUCGUCGAUGGUUUUAGAGGAAAAACCUCAUAAAGUGUCACAAGCACUUCACCUUUUCCUUCAAGGUCUUGGUUACCCGCUUAAAGAGAUGGUCUUAAAAAGAGCUCGUCUUUCGGGUUUAAGUUUACCCUCCAUUACUAUGGGUACUUCAAUACUUUCAAUUCCUUCCAUAUCUUCAGUACCCUCGACACCAGUCUCACCAAUAAGUGCUAAUCAAGUAUUUUUCCCGUGCUAAUAAUAACAAUCCACCCAAGACAAUGAGAUGCCAAAGGAUGAAAAACUUGAAUCUAUUCCCAUCAGUGGGAGUCGAACAACUUUCAGCUAUGAUAAUUGUAAAUUAGUUCGUGAAGACAAUCAACUGGCUCUGUUUGAUCAGCUCUCAAGUUGAUCAACAUAAACAGCGCGAUUUUUGGAUACAUUUUGUAUCCCAAAGGCAUUUGAAUAAAAAGUUAACCAUUUUUCUAUCCACUA
This is a messenger RNA of Panonychus citri (citrus red mite), 3117 nucleotides long. RefSeq names its product protein NDRG3-like. Gene Ontology annotation, biological process: signal transduction. Lineage: Eukaryota; Metazoa; Arthropoda; Arachnida; Trombidiformes; Tetranychidae. The record is from RefSeq and is a predicted model, not a curated record. The coding region runs from base 1532 to 2881 and encodes 449 amino acids. Gene Ontology annotation, cellular component: cytoplasm. The transcript has a single exon.